Arvicanthis niloticus (Nile rat) is the source of this 839-nucleotide messenger RNA. RefSeq names its product kallikrein related peptidase 15 (gene Klk15). Lineage: Eukaryota; Metazoa; Chordata; Mammalia; Rodentia; Muridae. Gene Ontology annotation, cellular component: secretory granule. Gene Ontology annotation, molecular function: serine-type endopeptidase activity. The record is from RefSeq and is a predicted model, not a curated record. Gene Ontology annotation, biological process: proteolysis.
UCUAAGACCUGGACCUUGCCCUGCAAUGUGGCUUCUUCUUGCUUUCGUCUUGCUGGUGUCUGCAGCGCAGGAUGGUGACAAGGAGCUAGAAGGCGAGGAGUGUGUGCCUCAUUCGCAGCCUUGGCAAGUGGCCCUCUUCGAACGCGGCCGUUUCAAUUGCGGUGCUUUCCUCAUCUCCCCGCACUGGGUGCUGACUGCUGCCCACUGUCAAACCCGCUUCAUGAGAGUGCGUCUGGGCGAACACAACCUUCGCAAGUUCGACGGCCCAGAGCAACUGCGCUCAGUCUCUCGCAUCAUCCCACAUCCGGGCUACGAGGCUCGCACCCACCGCCAUGACAUCAUGCUGUUGCGACUUUCCCAGCCUGCCCGGCUGACACCCCAGGUGCGUCCUGUGGCGCUGCCCACACGUUGCCCCCUUAUCGGUGAGGACUGCGUGGUGUCAGGCUGGGGGCUGUUAUCCGACAACAAGCCUGGGGCCACAGGGAAUCACAAGUCACAAGUGAGACUCCCCGAUACGUUGCAUUGUGCCAACAUCAGCAUUAUCUCUGAGGCAUCUUGCAACAAGGACUACCCGGGUCGCGUGUUGCCCACCAUGGUGUGUGCCGGUGUCGAGGGCGGUGGCACGGACUCCUGUGAGGGUGACUCUGGAGGACCCUUGGUCUGCAGGGGUGCCCUGCAGGGCAUUGUAUCCUGGGGUGAUGUUCCCUGUGACACUACCACCAAGCCUGGAGUCUACACAAAGGUCUGCAGUUAUUUGGAGUGGAUCCGGGAAAAUAUGAGAAGGAACUGACUCAUUGGCCCACCACCUACAUCCCUCAUGGACCACCUGGGACUCUGAC